UACGAUUAUCCGAUGCUUAUCCUUCCAAGGUCCUCGGUGUCUAUCUAGUAUGGCGCGGCGCGUCAAGAAACCUCCGCGUCUACGUGGACUUUACGUUCACGCUUUUAAAUCGGGAGCACUUCUCCAUGAACGAAAGCUUUUCCGGCAAGCGCGUCAAGUUCACUUACGAAGCUCCCGCUCAGGGUAACCGCAACUACAUCGCCGUUGCGGAUCUGUACAGUCGUAAUUUCGCCGAUCCGAACGGCGAGUUUCAGCUUGAGCUGUCCAUGGCGAAUGUGCGGACAGUCUACAUGACCGAGGUCAGAAUGCCGACGUCGGUGCUCGGUCAGCCGAAACCGAGCAAACUCGAAACCGACUACUUCGCGUUCGGUGGAUUCGACUGGAAUCUGGUCAUCUAUCCGCACGGAGAGGGAAAGGAUAACACGGACGGAUCCCGCGGUCAGGACAGUCGCGUGAGCGUCUAUCUGAUAAGACUGUCGGGUUUCGAUCACCGUUGCAGAGUGAGGUACAUUCUGGCUCUGGGCGAGGGCGAUCGGCGUAUCGACUCGGGACAGAUCGAGGACAUCUCCGACUCGGAAGGUUGCGGCUUCGGCUGGCACACGAAGUUCAGAUGGUCCGAGAUCGCGCACAAGGGAACGCUCCGGGUGUCGUUGGAGAUGCUCGAGGCGAGAACUAUUUGCGAAGUCGCGGUACAAGCGUUAGGCCCGACGGUUUUGCCAGCCGCGCCUUGCUACGAUCGCGACAAACAGGCCUGGACAAUUCGCGCCGAUCUCAACUCCGACACGGUCAGACUUCAUUUGGUGUACAAAGACAUUCAUAACGUGCCGAGGAAUCAUUUGAGGUACGUAAGUUGGUCGGCUUAUCUGCUGAAGCGCGAGGGACCAAACGUCGUGGCGAUUGGACUGCCCGGCGAACCGUUCAGCCGCUACUACGUUCAGGAAUCCGUCGACGAGGGUAUCAUCAUGGAGACUAACGUAGACAUGAACGACGUGAAGGAAAAUCAUUGUCCAUAUCUCACGGAUAAAGGUCAACUGCUUAUCCGGUUGGAGUGGAACGAGAGUCACUUGCUCUUCCAGGCGACUUAUCACAAGUACGACGACGUGUGUCGCGUUCACAAUCAGCAGAUGCGACGCGAGAUCAUGUCGCUGCAGGCGGAAAACUACGGUCUCGAACGGCAGUUGUUCAGCUAUCAGAAGAGUCUUGCGUACGCGCAGGCCCAGCAGCAGCAGCAACAACAACAUCCAAAUCAGCAACAUCACUCGGUGGGACAUCAAGGUCAUUUAGAGCGAUCGGCGUCCAGCGAGACUGAAUACGCCUGACAAGUGGAACGCGAGUUACCGG
Molecule: messenger RNA, 1341 nt
Organism: Pseudomyrmex gracilis
Lineage: Eukaryota; Metazoa; Arthropoda; Insecta; Hymenoptera; Formicidae
Exons: 2
Coding region: 126-1319 (397 amino acids)
Molecular function (GO): protein binding
Source: RefSeq, a predicted model, not a curated record